Messenger RNA from Sphaeroforma arctica JP610, 663 nucleotides. RefSeq lists its product as hypothetical. The record is from RefSeq and is a predicted model, not a curated record. The transcript has 3 exons. NCBI's taxonomy places the organism in Eukaryota, Ichthyosporea, Ichthyophonida. The coding region runs from base 1 to 663 and encodes 220 amino acids.
AUGGGACCCAAUACGAAUACCAAAAAAGAAUCAGUGGCUAAAAAGGAAUUCCUGCCCAAAAACGAAACAAUGCCGAAGAAACAGACCGUGUCCAAAAAACACGGGCCGUCCAAUGAAGACGCAACGGCCAAACAGGAAACAACGUCCAAAAAACCGACCACGCCCCAAAAAGACGCGUGUGUCCGAUUUAAAUUGUCGUACGCUGAACUGCUGCGCUUAGCCGAUCAAAUGGCGGCUGGGAAGGUGGUGCGAGCGCCUAAGGCUGUGACUGAGAAGAGUGGCGCAGGGACCGGUGCACCCAAAACCAAAAGUGUUGUGGGGCGAGGGCAAACCAAAGCCCAGAACACCGCGCAUGAACCAUCCGUCAGAGGUCCAAGCGGUCUUAAAGUGACGUCACGGGGACAGGGCGACAGGGGUACAGGUGCAACCAAGCCCAGCGACAGGGACCGCGGGAGAGAUACAGAUACAGACAGGGCCACACACAGCACACAUGGGCAGACACGCAGUGCACGCAUCACCGGGCGAGGGAGCCGUUCAAGAGAUGCGCACCACAGUACUGAGAAAUCAAGCAAGCAGGCAACUAAUAGAACAGCCUUCAGCGGAGGCUUCACGCGCAUCCGCAACGACGAGCCAAUUAAAACAACGAACUCAUCCAAGAGGUAG